Messenger RNA from Caenorhabditis sp. 36 PRJEB53466, 1284 nucleotides. The record is from the annotation of a GenBank genome assembly. NCBI's taxonomy places the organism in Eukaryota, Metazoa, Nematoda, Chromadorea, Rhabditida, Rhabditidae.
AUGCCGACUGUACAAUGGGUCCAACUGGAGGCUCGCACUCAAAUCGUCUGCGGUCUCAUUUCCGCCCUAACCAACGCCUUUCUCAUGUACUUGAUUGUGUCGAAAUCGCCACCAAAGCUCGGAGGAUACAAGUGGCUCAUGCUCUACACCACCGUUUUCGAGUUCUUCUACGCGUUCGUCAACUUGCUCGCCGGACCGGUAUGUGCCUGCCCAGCAAGCUGAACGUUGAUGUGGUUUUCAGACGGUUCACACCUAUGAAUCGGCGUUCACAGUGCUUCAGGAUAUGCGAAACUUUUACUUCGAUCAUAGCGCUGCCGAAUUUCUAGUUUGUGAGUUAAUUAUCAGGCCAACGCCCAAUAAUUCUAUUGUCGAUUCCCUAGACACGUACUGCUCGUGCUUCGGCUUCUCCAUGGCCAUCUUCGGAGGUCAUUUCAUCUAUCGCUACGGCGCCAUUAACGUGUAUAAAUGAACACACGAUCACUAUCCUUUUCCACAUUCCACAAAACCUUUCAGCAACUUCCAUCAGCGAUACUUGUCGGGCGCCGGCCAACUACUCCUCUACAUUUUCCCCUUCUUUUAUGGUAUCCUGUGGGGAGUAAUUUGUUGGCUGUGCUAUGGUGAGACUCCCGAGAGGAGCAGUUAUUUGAGGUGGGGAGUGUGUGGGCGCUUCGGCACGACGUCACAGUUUCAGGGAGACGGUCAAGGAGAACUAUCGUCUGGAGAUUGAAGAGUGUGCGUAUAUCAGCGCGCAUUUCUGGCCUCUGGACACCGAAGGGACAAUGUACCCAGACCCGAGCUCGUUCUUCGGCGUCUCUCUAAUGUGGAUCAUUCUUGUGAGCUUCCUCACAGCUCCAACGCUCAAAAUAUCUUCAGGGCACCUCGUUAUUCAGUGUGAUCUCGUUCGGCUUCCGCUGCUAUCGCUGGAUAACCGAGAAACUCGAGUCGACGAACACCCAAUCGGAGCUCAUGAGAUCCCUCCAAACACAGCUCUUCUACGCGCUCCUCGUCCAAUCCGCCAUCCCGAUCGUUCUGAUGUACAUGCCAGCCGCAAUGGUUUUUGUGUUCCCCAUGCUCAACAUCGAGCUGGGGCUCAAAAACCCGUUCAUCGGGAUCACUAUUGCCAUCUACCCGGCCAUCGAUCCACUUCCGACCAUCCUCAUCAUCAAGAGCUAUCGUCGUGGAUGUUCGGAGGUGCUCAGAAGUGUGAUGUGUCGGAGCAGGCAUCGCAUAUCCGAUAGUUCCACUCAUUCAAAUGUGCUGUCUAGUCUCAACAACAAACAUUGA